This is a messenger RNA of Solanum pennellii, 2096 nucleotides long. RefSeq names its product WUSCHEL-related homeobox 1. Gene Ontology annotation, biological process: plant organ development. Gene Ontology annotation, molecular function: DNA-binding transcription factor activity; DNA binding. The transcript is spliced from 4 exons. NCBI's taxonomy places the organism in Eukaryota, Viridiplantae, Streptophyta, Magnoliopsida, Solanales, Solanaceae. The record is from RefSeq and is a predicted model, not a curated record. The coding region runs from base 754 to 1950 and encodes 398 amino acids.
UACACCAAUUUUUUUAAAAAAAUCUCAUACCAUUAAAAACCAGUACCUCGAUAUCGCUAACCAAUAACCCAUUUUACCUAUUGUAAUGAAACAUGUUUAUACCAAAUUAAGUUGAGAGAGAAAAAAAAAGUGUUUGGAUUAAUGUUUUGUGGAUUGUGGAGAUGGGGAAGGAGGCAGUUCGUAUUUAGAAUAAGUGUGAAAGGGAGAGGACAAAAGAAGAAGAAUAAAUGAGGGGUCAAGUGAUGAGGAGCUUAUCAUAACCCUCAUCAUCGUCACGUCGUUUUUCAUUCACAUUUAUCGAUAACCUCCUUCAUCUCUACCUCGAUCUUCUUCUUUCUCCCAGAAUUCCACGCCUUCUUCUCUUUCUUUCUUUUUGUUUCAUUCUCUAUUCCAUCCAUUUUGCUUUUUCCUUCAAUUCUCUGUCCUAUUUGUCUCCUACAAAAAUUCAUUACAUAUUAUAUGUGAAGUAUUUAUUAAGCUAGUCAACCUCAUGUUUUGCUCAUGACUUUUGUUUCAAUUUAAACCAACACCAUUCCUUCUCUCUCUUUCUGUCUCUAUUGUUCCAUCUCUUUCUCCUGAAUCUUGCCAAAUUCCUUGUGUUCAGCUCCCUUAAAAGUCACCCCAUUUCAUUCUCUCUUUUAAUUUUUAUUUAUUUAACCAUUACCAAACAUCAGUACAACUAAUUGCCUUGAUCUUACUCAAAAAAACAAGUAAAUUUGUUUCUCUUUGUUAGGUAAUCAAAGACGAAGAGAAAUGUGGAUGAUGGGUUACAAUGACGGAGGAGAUUUUAACAUGACGGAUUCGUUUAAUGGAAGAAAGCUUCGUCCACUAAUGCCGAGAGUACCUCAUGCUCCUGCGGCUACUGCUACUAAUCCCACGAAUUGCUUAAGAAAUUUUCAUGGAGAAAACUUUAUUGCACUUAAUCAUCAUCAGCUUGCUAUGAGUGAGCAAAAUAAGAGAGAUUUCAAUACGCAAUUAGUAGUGAGCUCACGUUGGAAUCCAACUCCAGAACAACUGCAAACGCUGGAAGAGUUGUAUCGACGCGGCACGAGAACUCCGUCAGCUGAACAGAUUCAGCAUAUCACUGCACAACUUAGACGGUAUGGGAAAAUUGAAGGAAAAAAUGUUUUCUACUGGUUUCAAAAUCAUAAAGCUAGGGAACGCCAAAAAAGACGACGUCAACUUGAAUCUUCUGCUAAUGGGAACGGUAAUGGCGGUGGUGGUGAUGAUCAGUCUCAGAGUAAUUGUAACGCUGAAAAUGCUGAAAGAAAAGAAUCAGGGGCAAAUAGGACAGUUUUUGAAAUUGAACAGACCAAGCACUGGCCAUCCCCAACAAACUGCAGUACUCUUGCAGAGAAAACUGCAGCAAAAACAAAGGCAGGUGCAGCAGCGGCAGCGGCAGGGGCAACAGCAGCAGGAGUGGCAGAAUCAUGUAGAGUAGCAGCAGCAGAAAGAUGGAUACCAUUCGAUGAAGGAGAACAAAGAAGGAGCUUAUUAGCAGAAAGGAAUGCCACGUGGCAGAUGAUGCAUUUGUCUUGUUCACCACCCACCAUCAACAACAACAACAACAACACCAAUUGUGCAACAAUUUGUAGUAAUACUAUCACUACUGCAACUUGUACUCCAAUUAUAAGGAGUUGUCCAUCAACGCCAACAACAAUUGACCAUCAGACAAAACAACUUUUCAAGCCCAAAGAUCAUCUCAACAUCUUUAUAACACCUUUCAGAUGUGAUCAAAAACACCAAAACAUCAUCGGAGACGAAGAAGAAGAAGAAGGCAAUGGUCAUGAAGCACAGACUCUUGAAUUAUUUCCCCUCCGUAGCAGCAAUGACAACAAUGAUGAAAAUAAUUUUUCAGACAAGGAUGAAAUAGGAGCAGCUGCGAACUUGAAUAAUAAUUUUAAUGGUAGUCAUUAUCAGUUUUUUGAGUUCCUUCCACUCAAGAACUGAAAAAUAGCUAGACAUGAGUAAUUAGAUGUUGACUGUUUAUGUAACUUGAAAUUUAUGAUCCCUAUUAUUAGCUAUAGCAAUGAUGUUGUUCAAUGCGAUGUAACGUUUAUUGAAAUCAAAGAUUGCCUUAAAAUGCAUUUGGACCA